UCCUACACUGUUUCAAAGCUUCCAACCCAACCGAUAGAGAUCUGGGCGUACGAGGGAUCUCCUUUCUGUAAAAUAGCACGAGAGGCCCUUGUUGAAUUGGAGUUGCCACACUUGCUACACAGUUGUGCUCGUGGCAGGCCCAAGCGACAGGAAAUUUUCAAGAAAAAUGGCCUUUACCAGGGGCCUUAUAUCGAGGAUCCUAACACAGGGGUCAAGAUGUUCGAAAGCGCUGAGAUCGUAGAAUACCUAAGGGCAACAUAUUCACUCUAUCCUCAGUACCAAAUUCUCUGA
Molecule: messenger RNA, 291 nt
Organism: Triticum aestivum (bread wheat)
Lineage: Eukaryota; Viridiplantae; Streptophyta; Magnoliopsida; Poales; Poaceae
Exons: 4
Cellular component (GO): chloroplast
Source: RefSeq, a predicted model, not a curated record